Messenger RNA from Acanthisitta chloris (rifleman), 1263 nucleotides. RefSeq lists its product as uncharacterized. The record is from RefSeq and is a predicted model, not a curated record. Bases 1 to 1263 code for a protein of 420 amino acids. Gene Ontology annotation, molecular function: protein tyrosine kinase binding; MHC class II protein binding. Gene Ontology annotation, biological process: T cell activation; interleukin-15-mediated signaling pathway; positive regulation of ERK1 and ERK2 cascade. The transcript is spliced from 7 exons. Lineage: Eukaryota; Metazoa; Chordata; Aves; Passeriformes; Acanthisittidae. Gene Ontology annotation, cellular component: membrane raft; external side of plasma membrane.
AUGAAGUCACGUGGCAAGGUGGUGAGCAGCACGCUUGCUGUCUUCUUGGUUCUGCAUCUGGGAUCAGCUGCCAUGACUAGUCGGUCUGAAGUUAAGGGCCCACAAAAAACUCUGAAGGUGUGGAGCUUGAAGCUCUCCGAUGCUGGUACCUACACGUGCCAAUAUGGUCCUCACAAAUUCAGUACCUCACUGCAUGUCUUUGAAUUGAAAAUCUCUUUGGAUGGGCAUUUUCUGCCAAAUGAAGUCCCUGAGCUGACUUUAAUGCAUAACUCAUCCGAUUCUCUACCUGAUCUCAGCAUCACAUUGUUUAACAGUAACAAUAACAUAGUAACACCAGCAGUACAAAGCAAGACCCGUGAGAAAUACAUAAUGACUUUAAAGAAACUGGAGGCUGCAGACAGUGGGAUCUGGGUGUGUCACAUCCAUUCAAACUCUCCACUGAUUAAUCAGAACAUCUCCUUUGCUGUGAAGGUAUUAGGUUUUCAGAAUCCAGAUUUGGAAAGAAAGUAUGCAGCUGUUGACAGCACUAUAAUCUUGUCAUGGCAUCUGAACUUCCAGAAGAUAAAAUGGAAAGAAGCUUUCACAGGACAACUGAAAUGGAAAGAACAGAAAAGUACAAACACCCAUGAGCUGCUUGAUUUUAACAUGACAGCACGAGGACAGAAGCAGGAGACCAAAAAAAGCAGCCACAUUCUGUUUGAGACGCCUGAAAGUACCAUAGGAGUGAAACUCCCUAAGGUCCAUUUUAACCAUUCUGGGCAGUACCAGUGCCAGUUGGCUUACAAAGGAAGACACGUGCAGAGCAAGAUAGAGCUGGUGGUGAUGAAAGUCUCAACUAACCCUGUGGGGCCACUCUCCAGAGGACAAAAUAUGACCCUGAUCUGCGAGGUCUCUCAUACACUCCCAUCCAAUGCCCACUUGCGCUGGGAACGUGUGAAUGGGACCCAGAUGGACAUCAAGAACUCCAAGCAGCAUGAAGUAAAGUUGGAGGUGAACAUCAGUGCUGCAGGGCUGUGGAACUGUCACAUCAUAGAAGACAAUGACAGAAAGUUCAGCCUUCUUUACCACGUGGAGGAAGCUCCUAGUUGGAUUAGCUAUGUUAUAACAGGAGCAAGUGUUGGAGGCAGUGUAUUGGUGUUUGCCCUUGCAUGCCUGUGCAUCAUCAAUGGUACAAGCUGGCAGCGGAGAAGGCAACGGGCAAAAAGGAUGGCACUAGCAAGAGAAUACUUGCUGGAAAACAAGACAUGCCAGUGUCAACAGUAA